This is a messenger RNA of Vanessa atalanta (red admiral), 2389 nucleotides long. RefSeq lists its product as uncharacterized. The transcript has 2 exons. NCBI's taxonomy places the organism in Eukaryota, Metazoa, Arthropoda, Insecta, Lepidoptera, Nymphalidae. The coding region runs from base 254 to 1477 and encodes 407 amino acids. The record is from RefSeq and is a predicted model, not a curated record.
UCAGUUCGUCGAUUUCGUCUGUGGCGUGUUGAUAUCGGUAUUUUUAUCAGUGAUUCAUUUCGAUUGUGUUGUUUAUAGUUCUCAAACUUGUCACUAACCGAAAUUAUUAAUAAUAUCGUAUAAAGCGUUUUAUAUAUAAAACUUAUUUUCGAUUUAUAAACAUUUUGCUCAAAAUUGGUGUUAUUUUUGUUUAUGUUGAGGUGCACAAGUGUGUUUGCCAUAAUUAUAAAGUGAAGUGAUCGAAUAUUAUAUCAUGGAUAAUAAUACAAAUAUGAAUAAAGAUAAUUACAAGUGCGAUAAGAUCUUAUUGAAUGAAGAGUUUUCCGAAGCCCUAAAAAAAACGAUACAUGAAAUUAUAACAAGAGUAAAAUACGUACAUUACAAUGUAACUGUUCGAAAAAUAACUACGGGUGGUAACAAUUUCUUAGGUGAACUAUACGAAAUAGAUAUCGACGGCGAAACGAGUGAAACAAAAAAUGAAAAUAAUAUAUUUCUAAAACGCAUUAUUCAAAACGAUGACUUCAGAAUAUAUUCCAUUCCAGAAGUUUAUAAGAAGGAAGCAUUUUUUUACAAAGAACUCAGUAAAAUAUUCAACGAAUUACAAGAAAACGUAAACAUUCCGGCCGAGGAUAGAUUCAAAAUGGUCAAAAGUUAUGAAGAAACAAACGAUGAAGUUAUAAUACUUGAAAACUUAACUAAAAAGAACUUUAAAACAAUGUUCAGAAUGGAUGUAAUGUCUAUUGAAUUUGCAAAGUUAUCUAUAGAACAAUUGGCCAAGUUCCACGGAUUAUCAUUCGCUUUACAAAAAAAGAGACCAGAAUAUUUUGAAACGAAGAUUAAAACGAUAAAACAAUCGAUGGUAUAUGAUGACUAUUGGAACGAAUUUGUUACGAAAAUGUGUGAACUUUCCGUUUCUAAAUUGAAUGAUGUCACGAAAGAAAAAAUAUCAAAAUUUUUCGAGUAUUCUCUAGACAAAUAUCCCAAAUAUAUGAACGGACUGCAUUCACAAAUCAAAUGCCUCUGUCAUGGAGAUUAUAAAAUGAAUAAUAUAAUAUUUAAAGAAGAAGAUGGAAAAAUAACAGAAGCAAUACCGAUCGACUUCCAACAAAUAUACUUUGGCUGUCCGGUGAUUGACCUCAUAUACUUUAUAUACGCGGCCAGCGAUCGGGACUUCAGAAAACAACACUUAUAUCAUCUUAAAGAUCUAUACUACGAGACUUUAACGAGGUUCCUUAACUACUUCGCUAUUGAUGUCUCUACAGUGUGCCCGAGAGAUGAAUUUGAGGAAUGCUUUAAGCAUAGCUUAGACUAUGCCUUAAUGUAUACGCUGUAUAUGUUGCAAAUGUUCUUCGUCACUGAUGAUAUACCAGAUAUAAGCAAGGAUGAAUUGUUGGAGAUGAAAAUUCAGGUCGAUGACAGAUUUUAUGAUAGAAUGCAAGGCAUCGUAGAUGACUUUAUUGAUUUGGGAGUUCUGUGAGCUAAUGAUUGUGUUUAUUACAGACAUUGUUUUUUUUUUUUUAAUUUUUUUCGAUCAAUAAAUUAAAAGGUUGUUUGUAUACAGCCGAUCGUUGUAUUAACUAUUUUAUGGCUUUAGGAUUUUAGGCUUUUAAGGUUACAUGUAGUUUUGAAUCUUCGUUUUACAAGAUUGUUUGUGGAGGACUGUAGAAUCCGUUAGAACCACAAUACAAGUAAGUAAUUAUUCUUCCUCUUGUAAUAAUUGAAAAGUAAUUAUUGUAAAAAUAUCAAACUAUGAAAAGGGCUAGAUCAAUGUAACUUGCAAAUAACGUCUGGUCUACUAGUCUUAAGUCUGAGUAGGUACCACCCACUCACCAUAUAUUUUACCACCAAGUAGCAACACUUUACAUUAUUUUGUUCCAGUUCGUAGGGUGAAUUAGCCAGUAACUACAGGCACAAUGAACAUAACAUUUUGUUUCCAAGGUUGGUGUUUAAAGGUGUUGGUGACCACUUACGAUUAGAUGGCUCAUUUACCCAAAUGCCUACCAAUAUCAUAAAAAAGACCUUCGACUAAGAAUUUUGAUACAAGGCUGUGGAGUAAUUGUUAUUAAUUAUUUAAUUAAAAGUUUGUACAAACGCCGUAUCAAUAUUUACUUAAUAAAUCCUAUAUUACCUUUGAUAUAACAUUUUGAAGUAAGAUACAACAAAUUUAAGUUAAUUUUAAUAAACGCACUUGCCUUCAUGCAUUUAUUUUUGGUACAAUCCAUAUUGUAUAUCGGUAUCUAAAAUAAGUAACAUAAUAGUAUUAAUAAAAGUUAGAUUAAACAGCGCUUGUAUUUUUUUUUAUUUAUGUAGUCGGGCGGGAUAAUUUUUCGCUCGAUGUCAAGUGGCCAUAUACACAUACAUAGCCAUACUAGUUACACUGGCUCACUCA